Molecule: messenger RNA, 7212 nt
Organism: Gavia stellata (red-throated loon)
Lineage: Eukaryota; Metazoa; Chordata; Aves; Gaviiformes; Gaviidae
Gene: APC2
Product: APC regulator of WNT signaling pathway 2
Exons: 16
Coding region: 1-7122 (2373 amino acids)
Biological process (GO): negative regulation of canonical Wnt signaling pathway; cell fate specification; nervous system development
Cellular component (GO): catenin complex; cytoplasmic microtubule; beta-catenin destruction complex
Molecular function (GO): gamma-catenin binding; microtubule binding; beta-catenin binding
Source: RefSeq, a predicted model, not a curated record
AUGUCCGGCUCCAUCGCCUCGUACGACCAGCUGGUGCGGCAGGUGGAGGCGCUGAAGAAGGAGAACAGCCAUCUCCGGCGGGAGCUGGAGGACAACUCCAACCACCUCUCCAAGCUGGAGAAUGAGACCUCGGACAUGAAGGAGGUCCUGAAGCAUCUCCAGGGCAAGCUGGAGCAGGAGGCGCGGGUCAUGGUGUCCUCGGGGCAGACGGAGGUCCUGGACCAGCUGAAAGCCCUGCAGAUGGACAUCACCAGCCUCUACAACCUCAAGUUCCCGCCGGAGGUGGCCGGAGCCGGGCGCAGCGCCGAGGACAGCCCACCGCCACCCGUGCCCCAGCGGGACAGUGUCGGGGACCUGGGCAGAGCCACUCUCCGGCUGCUGGAGGAGCUCGACCGGGAGAGGUGCUUCCUGCUGGGCGAGAUCGAGAAGGAGGAGAAGGAGAAGGUGUGGUACUACACCCAGCUGCAGAGCCUGGCCACGCGCCUGGACGAGCUGCCCCACGUGGAGACGUUCUCCAUGCAGAUGGAUCUGAUCCGGCAGCAGCUGGAGUUCGAGGCCCAGCACAUCCGCUCGCUGAUGGAGGAGCGCUUCGGGACGGCGGACGAGAUGGUGCAGCGGGCGCAGAUCCGGGCAUCCCGGCUGGAGCAGAUCGACAAAGAACUCAUGGAGGCGCAGGACAAGGUGCAGCAGCCGGAGCCGCAGCUCUGUGGGAAGGUCCCGGGCAUGGAGGGGGACGGCAGCCUGGACCCCCCGACCCACCCCGAUGAGGGGGGCAGCAGCCUGGGCAGCAGCAAGGUGGAGGUGGUCUUCUGGCUCCUGUCCAUGUUGGCCACGCGGGACAAGGACGACAUGUCCCGCACGCUGCUGGCCAUGUCCAGCUCGCAGGAGAGCUGUCUGGCCAUGCGCAAGUCGGGCUGCCUGCCACUGCUCAUCCAGAUCCUGCAUGACUCGGACGGCGAGCCAGGGCCCCCCGAGAGCCCCGCCGGCGCCAAGGAUGCCCGCAUGCGUGCCAACGCCGCCCUCCACAACAUCGUCUUCUCCCAGCCCGACGAGGGCCAGGCCAAGAAGGAGAUGCGGGUGCUGCACGUGCUGGAGCAGAUCCGCUCCUACUCGGAGACGUGCUGGGACUGGCUGCAGAUGCAGAGCAGGGACGGGGGCCGAGGCCCCGAGGGCGGCGCGGGUACGGGGGCAACGCCGGUGCCCAUCGAGCCCCAGAUCUGCCAGGCCACCUGCGCCAUCAUGAAGCUCUCCUUCGAUGAGGAAUACCGGCGGGCCAUGAACGAGCUGGGCGGGCUGCAGGCGGUGGCCGAGCUGCUGCAGGUGGACUACGAGAUGCACAAGAUGACGAGCGACCCCCUAAACCUGGCGCUGCGGCGCUACGCGGGGAUGGCCCUCACCAACCUCACCUUCGGCGACGUGGUCAACAAGGCGACGCUGUGCUCCCGCCGGGGCUGCAUGGAGGCCAUCGUGGCUCAGCUGGGCUCCGACAGCGAGGAGCUGCACCAGGUGGUCUCCAGCAUCCUGAGGAACCUCUCCUGGCGGGCUGACAUCAACAGCAAGAAGGUGCUGCGGGAGGUGGGCAGCGUGACCGGGCUGACGCGGUGUGCGCUGCACGCUGGCAAGGAGUCCACGCUGAAGAGCGUCCUGAGUGCACUGUGGAACCUGUCGGCACACAGCACGGAGAACAAAGCCGCCAUCUGCGCGGUGGAGGGAGCCCUGGGCUUCCUGGUGAGCACCCUCACCUACAAGUGCCAGAGCAACUCGCUGGCCAUCAUCGAGAGCGGCGGUGGCAUCCUCAGGAACGUCUCCAGCCUCGUCGCCACGCGGGAGGACUACAGGCAGGUGCUCCGGGACCACAACUGCCUGCAGACGCUGCUGCAGCACCUGCGCUCGCACAGCCUCACCAUCGUCAGCAACGCCUGCGGCACCCUCUGGAACCUGUCCGCCCGCAGCCCCCGUGACCAGGAGCUGCUCUGGGACCUGGGGGCGGUCAGCAUGCUGCGCAACCUCAUCCACUCCAAGCACAAGAUGAUCGCCAUGGGCAGCGCGGCCGCUCUCCGCAACCUCCUCACCAACCGGCCCCCCAAGUACAAGGACGCCACCGUCGUCUCGCCUGGCUCCUGCAUGCCCUCACUCUACAUGCGCAAGCAGAAGGCGCUGGAGGCCGAGCUGGAUGCCAAGCACUUGGCCGAGACAUUCGACACCAUGGAGAAGCAGAGCCUGAAGAGCCAGAGCGCCAAGAAGCCAACGCGGCACAUGGAGAGCCUGGUGAAGGACUACGCCUCUGACUCGGGCUGCUUUGACGAUGACGAGGUGCCCAACAUCUCUACCGGCGUGGAAACGGCCAGCGCCUCCGUCCUCUCCAUGUUCCUCAACUCUUCCUUCCUCCAGGGGCAGGCGCUGCCCCGGGCGCUGGCACAGAGGCGAUGCCCGGAGCCGGAGAAGGAUGGCAGUGGCAAGCCAGCUGAGCUCAAGAAGCUGCCGCUGCCGGAGGACGAUGUCUCGCUGGCUGCCGAGAAGUUGGCCAACAAGAUCUCCAGCACGGUGGCCAAGAUCGACAAGCUGGUGGAGGACAUCUCCACCAUGCACACAUCCUCAGAUGACAGCUUCAGCCUCAGCUCAGAGGACCAUUGCCUGGACUGGCAGUACGGCCCCGAGGAGGUGCACGAGGCACGUGCCCAGUCCUGCUCACCAUGCCGCCUCUCGGACGCUGGCGGCUUCGCCAAGCGGGAGAGCCUGAGCCAGGCGCACACACUGCUGCGGCUGAAGACCGCCUACACCAGCCUGUCCAACGACAGCCUGAACAGCGGCAGCACCAGCGACGGCUACUGCACCAAGGAGCACAUGAAGCCCUGCACCAGGGCUGCCUUUCUCGACUACCGGGACGAGCUGCAGCGGUACCAGAAGCGGCCGAGCCGGCUCGACCUCAAGAGCAUCCUGGGCAGCAAGCUGGAGCGGGUUGAACCCCCUGUGAGCAGCAAGCUCUCCUCUGACCCCCAGGUCCGCACCAUCAAACUCUCCCCAUCCUACCAACAUGUCCCCCUGCUCGAGAGCCUGGCCAAGAGCGGCACGGCUGCCGGCUCCGGCCACCACCCCUCCCUCCUGGGCAGAAAGCAAGCCUGGCUCCCCCCUGCACUGCUGCAGACGGCCGAGACCUUGAGCAAGAUCCCGGAGAAGCUGCCUGCCCACCCGCCGGCCACAACGGAGCAGGAGUCGGUGCAGAAAUACUCGGUGGAAGACACCCCGAUCUGCUUCUCCCGGUGCAGUUCCCUCUCCUCCCUUUCCUCAGCCGACAACGUGCUGGAUGGGCAGAGCCACAGCGAGAACGACCUGGACAGCGACUCCUCCCUGGAGAUCCUGGAGAUGGAGGAAGGGGAUGGGGAAGGUGAGGAUGGGAGGCAGGAGAAGGAGAAGGUGGCAGAUCUGGGUCCGGCCACACCGGUGAAGAUUUCUCAGCCCAUCACUAUCCCCUUCCCGAAGCGUGACAAGGUCUUCCUGCGGGAGUCAUCACCAUCACGCCAGGACGACCUCACGCCCUCGAGCUCCUCGGAGAACUACAUCCAGGAGACGCCACUGGUGAUGAGCCGCUGCAGCUCCGUCAGCUCCCUGGGCAGCUUUGAGAGCCCCUCCAUCGCCAGCUCCAUCCAGAGCGACCCUUGCAGCGAGAUGAUCAGCGGCACCAUCAGUCCCAGCGAGCUGCCCGACAGCCCUGGGCAGACCAUGCCGCCCAGCCGCAGCAAGACGCCCCUCUUCGAGCUGGGCUGCCAAGCAGAGAAGGAGACCAGCCAGUUCAACAUCCAGUGGGAGAACAACGUCAAGAAGUUCAUGGAGAUCACCGAUUUCAAGGAACGCUUCCAGCUGCCCCAGGACCUGGACUCCAUGGUCUACUUCACGGUGGAGAAACCCAACGAGAACUUCUCCUGCGCCUCCAGCCUGAGUGCCCUGCCCCUCCACGAGCACUAUGUCCAGAAGGACGUGGAGCUCAAACUGAUGCCCACAUUCCCGGAGAAGAACAGCCUGAAUUUCGCAGCUCACGAGAAGCGGGAGGAGCGGCGAGAAGAGCGGUACCUGGAGGGCCGGCGGCGGGCUGACCGCCCUGAGCCCCCCUCCGACGACGACAUCGAGAUCCUGAAGGAGUGCAUCAGCUCCGCCAUGCCCUCCCGCUUCCGCAAGGUGAAGACCUCCCUGCUCUCUGGCCAGGUCCUCCACCCCCAGACGAAGAAGCCGGUGCAUGUCCCUGUCUACAUGCUGGUGCCAGCCCAUGCACACCCCGGUGAUGACGACUCCUUCACUGACUCGGCCGACGGGACCCCCGUCAACUUCUCCAGCGCUGCCUCACUGAGCGACGAGACCCUGCGCUACCCAGCCGCCGAGGAGGCUGAGCACCCCCGCGGCCCAGGGACGGGGCGCCCGGCGGAGGUUCUGCCCGAGGGGCACCACGAGGCGGGCAGUGCCGGCACCAUCCCGGCCAGGAGGGCUGCCUCCGGCAGCUCGGCGCCUGCCCGGCUGAGCUCAGCCUGCAAAGGGAAAGCGGGGCCGAGCCGUGGCCAAGGUGGGGAGGGGAAGCGGGGCCAGCCCCCAACAAAGAGUGGAUCUGGGCUGGAGCUGGAGGUGGGGAGGACCAGUGGUCCCCCCGGGAGGAAGAAUGCUCCCCAGGAGGACGGGGUGGCCUUCCAGUCACUGUGCCACACCACGCCAACGGAGGAAGCUGUCUACUGCUUCUAUGAGCAGGACUCGGACGAGCCGCCCGAGGCGGGCAGGGAGGGGUCCGGCAGCAGAGCCCAGCCCGGCCGGGCACCCAGGAGGGAACGCUGGGGUGGCUCCGUCCCCCGGAGGGAGCCCGAGCCCGGUCCCCGGCCAGCGAAGGCGAAACCGCAGAACAACCUCAUCGCUGACGAGACGCCACCGUGCUACUCCCUCAGCUCCUCCAUGAGCUCCCUGAGCGAUGCCAACCUCUCCGAUGGCGAGGAGCGAGGCCAGCCCUGCGGCAAAGCCCCCCGGCCGCGGUCGGCCGCGGCGGCAGGGCAGGCACAGGGGGGCUCCCCCAGCUCCCCCAGCCUCAACUCGGAGGAUGACCUGCUGCAGAAGUGCAUUGGCUCGGCCAUGCCCAAGCGCCGGCGGCCCUCAGCUCGCCGGAGGAUGGUGGAGCGCAAGCAGAAGCCGCUGGGCGCUGGUGGGAGGGAACGGAAAGCAGAGGCAAGGCAUCGCCCUGCCGAGGAUGCCGACUCUGACCGGGGCUCGGACCUGGACAGCGUGGAGUGGCAAGCCAUCCAGGAGGGUGCCAACUCCAUCGUCACCUGGCUACACCAGGCUGCUGCCUCCCUCUCGCGGGAGCCUUCCUCCGAGUCUGACUCCAUCCUCUCCUUCGUGUCAGGGCUCUCGGUCGGGUCGACCCUGCAGCUCUCCCUGGGCAGGCAGGAGAAGAAACGGGCUGGCAGUGCAGCUGGCCGGGAUGCAGCGAGGAGGGAGCACAGCAAGAGCCGCCCAGAGAGGAAAGACACGCCGGGUGCCCGUCCCGCCGGCCGUGGAACCGCCAGGGCGGAGCGGAGCCCGGUGCCCACCAAGCCGGUGCCCAACCUGCCCGUGGUCUUCCGCGGCAGGACCGUCAUCUACAUGCCCAGCCUGGCCAAGGACGCCCCCAGCCCGCGGGCCACCCCGAAGAAAAGCCCCGCGGCGAAGCCCGAGGCGCCACCGGCCAAGAACCUCUCCCUGAGCCAGCAGCGCUCACGGAGCCUGCACCGGCUGGGCAAGCCCCCCGAAACCAGUGACCUGGCGCUGCCCAAGAGGAGCACAACACCGCCCGCCCGCAUCGGCAAGGGUCCCCCCUCCUCGGGCUCCUCCCGCACCUCCACCCCCUCCCAGCACGCACCCAAGAAGCUGCCGUCGCCCUCCCAGCUCGCCAAGCAGGGUCCCCCGGCUGCGGGCAAGGCGGGCGGCUCGCCCUCCCCACCAGGACCCCCGGCCAGAGCUCCAGCCCCCAAGUCCCCGGCCCCCAAGCAGUCCAAGACGCAGAAGUCACCCGUCCGCAUCCCCUUCAUGCAGAAGCCCAGCAGGAAGGUGCUGCCGGGUCGGGGAGCCAUGCCGGUGCUGGAGGAGCAGGCGGAUGGUGGCAAGGUACGGGGCGGCGGGCCGGGGGGCAGCCGGCUCAACCUGGUGCGGAUGUCGUCCGCCCGUUCCAGUGGGAGCGACUCGGACCGCUCCGGCUUCCUGCGCCAGCUCACCUUCAUCAAGGAAUCCUCCAGCCUGCUGCUGCGGCACCGUGCCGAGCUCUCCCCGGCACAGCCGGCGGCCUCACUGCCUCGCCGCGCCUCCCCGCAGCGCAGCCGUGCCACCCUCCCAGCCGUCUUCCUCUGCUCCUCCCGCUGCGAGGAGCUCAAGGCGGCCAAGCCAGCGGCCCCCAGCCCACGGCCCCUCGUCACCAGGGCCCAGCCUGGCAGCAAAGUCCCCGCCGGUGCCAAGCCACCACGGAGGACCAGCUCCGAGAGCCCCUCCCGGCUGCCGGUGAAGACCAGCAUCCCCGCGCCCGAGCCCUUCAAGAGGUACUCGUCUUCGCCCAACAUUAGUGUGCCACGGAGGACGGGCAGCCCUUCCUCCGUCCUCUCCACCCGCUCCGAGGCUUCGGCACGGCGGCGGCAGACUGAGGCAGUGCCCGGCGGGCAGCCAGCGAAGCCACCGGUGGUGGUGAUGAAGGGCACGUGGCGGAGGAUUCGGGACGAAGACAUUCCCCACAUCCUCAAGAGCACGCUGCCCUCCUCUGCUCUGCCGCUGGCGGGCACCGGCGAGGAGGAGCGCCCCGGCACCCCCGGCCCCAGGAAGACCAGCGAUGCCGUGGUGCAGACCGAGGACUUCUCCACCACCAAGACCAACUCCAGCACCUCUCCCACCCUGGAGACCCGCGAGGGGCCCCCACAUGCCCGCGCCGCCUGCGAUGGUGAAGCCCCGGCCCCUGCCAAGACCACCCUGCCCAUCUCCUUCGGCCACGAGGCACCGGCCGGGACCUUCCCUGGCAGCCGCCAUGGCUCCCCGAGCAGAGCCGCCCGUGUCACCCCCUUCAACUACGUUCCCAGCCCCAUGGCGGUGACAGUGGUGGCUGACAAGGCGGUGGAGAAAAUCCAAGCUUGAGCAGCUGCCGCACGGAUGACGCCGUGGCAAGGGUCCCGUGACCCCCCCGCCCCAUGGGAGCUGCCCAGGACCGUGCUGGGGGGGGGAAAG